This is a messenger RNA of Cloeon dipterum, 2189 nucleotides long. RefSeq names its product protein bric-a-brac 1-like. Lineage: Eukaryota; Metazoa; Arthropoda; Insecta; Ephemeroptera; Baetidae. Gene Ontology annotation, biological process: regulation of transcription by RNA polymerase II. The record is from RefSeq and is a predicted model, not a curated record. The transcript has 8 exons. Gene Ontology annotation, cellular component: nucleus. Bases 145 to 1311 code for a protein of 388 amino acids. Gene Ontology annotation, molecular function: protein binding.
GUCGUUCGUCACGGCGGCCAUAUUGAUACUUUCCUGGUGGCCAAACACUGCCCCUUCAGAUGGUUGUUUUCUACAAUAUCGGAUUUUGUUGAGAGCAAAGGGAUAAAUUGUGCACCGAGAGAGUGCAACCGACAAAAGAUAAAGAUGGGGUCUUCAUCCCAGCAGUUCUGCGUUCGCUGGAACAGCUACCAGUCGAACCUUCAGAACGUGUUCCCGAAACUGCUGGUUAAUGAGAACUUUGUGGACGUUACUUUAGCCUGCGAGGGACAAAUGGUCAAAUGCCACAAGGUGGUCCUUUCGGCAUGCAGUACCUACUUUGAGCAACUGCUCAGCCAAAAUCCUUGCCAGCAUCCCAUUAUAUUCAUGAAAGACAUGCGAUUUUGGGAAGUCCGCGCCUUGGUUGACUUCAUGUACCGGGGAGAGGUCAAUGUGACUCAGGAGGAGCUGAACAGUCUACUGCGAGCUGCAGAAGCGUUGCAGAUAAGAGGAUUGUAUGGGAAUGAGCAGCAAAAGGUGGCUGCUGCCGUCACAAAAGCAACGGAGAAGAAUCUUAAUGACGACGAGAGCCACCCAGAUAAUAUCACACCUUCAGUGUCAGUUAACAUGACUACCGAAGAAAAGUCUAGUCCCGAUGCUUCCCAGCAGGAUACUUCCCAUGAACAAAUGGUCAAGUUGGAGGAGGAUAUCUCAUUAAUGGAAGAGCAAUCUGUAUCUGAUCUUGAAGACGUGAGCCAUGACGACUACACAACCUCUCAAGAGUUUGAGAGCUUUGUAGGAGACCAGCACUACCCACCGCCGAGAGGCACACCACAGGCUGGCCCUUCUGGAAUGACCAUGACCCCGACCUCGAUGACCCCAUGCAUGAACACUAGCACUUUGGAUGAUGGGGCUGAGCUCUUGGAGUCAACCUGGGAGGAGGACGCAGACGCCUGCGAAAUAAAAUUUAGCCGGUCUGUAGCGUGGAGCGAGGACAGCAAAGGCAACCGUAUCGCAGUUUAUCCUCACCAUCAACUGCAGCUGCAACACAGCAUGGCAGGCCCAAUAAGCUCAAGUGAAGAAGAAAUUGCAAACAACCCCAACAAGCGGAUUAGACGCUCUGAAGAAGAACUCAGUGAAGCAGCGAACUUAAUCAGCCGAGGCCUAACCUUCCAAGCUGUCUCAGACAAAUACAACAUACCUAUUUCAACCAUAAGAUUCUACAUGGCACGCAAAGGAAUCCUGCCAAGAAGAAAGAGAGGUCGAGUCAACAGGUACGAUGAAAUCCUGCGGUCUCAAAACUUUCAACAAAAUGGACCACCAGCCAUCCAGUAAUUGAGAGCAUCGCUGGAUCUCUUAAAUUAUUGCAGCUUGGCAAAAUUCAGCACGCCAUUUUUGUUUUGUAAUUUUAAUUUGAACUUUAAAAUCAGAGUGGUGAUUUUUGCAUUAAUAAUAUAAACAGAAUACUAUAAACCAAAAAGAGAUGAAGUGACAGUAGAUCAUAAGGGAAGUCUGCUCCAUUUAAAAGGAAGCUUGGGAUUGAUGUUUUCAAGAAUUUGGGUUGAGAACCCUAUGAUAUCAACGUGGAUAAUGCUUGUGGAAGGCCAAGUAUUAAAUAUAAUAUGUUAUGUGCCAUAAAUGAUAGUGUUAAUCUGCCUAGAAAUGAGAUCAGAUUCAUCUGCUGCUUUUGUAUUUAGAGAUAGCAUGGUAACUAUGCAUUGCAUUAUUUUUUUCUGUCUCAUUUCGUCAUUAUGUAAUCUUUCAAAAAGGUAACACAGAAGUGUAGCUGGCAGAAUGCAAUAAUAUUUUGUGUGCUCUUUCUCUCUGUCAACGCUACUAAAUAAUUUCACUUAAUUUAGAUUGUGCUGAGGUUGGCCUUGAUUAUGAAUCGGAGAGAUUUGUGGAGAAUCUAUUUUUGAAGAAUUAGAACCAAAAGACUGGGACGAGUAUUUACAAGUAUUGAGGGAUGUUAUCGAAAGGUCACAAGGAAUUUGUAUUAAGGCGGUUACUUUGCAGCAUUAUAGAUUACGUUGUAAGGUUCACUGCGCAGCAUUAACGAUCGCGUUUGACAUGAGUCUCAUGAAUUUUAUUUGAUACCAAAAACUCUGGUUCCUUUUUUGUGCUUAUAAAUCAGAUUGAAAAUCUGAUAAUCUUUUCUACUAUAUAUAUGUUUGUGCAUUUUGAUUUUCCCAAUAAAUCCAAAAUAAUCAUUG